Messenger RNA from Megalops cyprinoides (Indo-Pacific tarpon), 3225 nucleotides. It is a transcript of the gene gart, whose product is annotated as phosphoribosylglycinamide formyltransferase. The record is from RefSeq and is a predicted model, not a curated record. NCBI's taxonomy places the organism in Eukaryota, Metazoa, Chordata, Actinopteri, Elopiformes, Megalopidae. The transcript is spliced from 20 exons. Gene Ontology annotation, molecular function: metal ion binding; phosphoribosylformylglycinamidine cyclo-ligase activity; phosphoribosylamine-glycine ligase activity. Gene Ontology annotation, biological process: adenine biosynthetic process; 'de novo' IMP biosynthetic process. Gene Ontology annotation, cellular component: cytosol. The coding region runs from base 97 to 2784 and encodes 895 amino acids.
UUCGGCGAAGUAGUCCGUCUACAGACAGCAGAGUCCCACUUACAGCACCCCUGCAACACAAGCCUGACCGGAGCAGCUACAGACAGACGAGUUACCAUGGCAGAGCGAGUGCUGGUCAUUGGUAGUGGUGGCCGGGAGCACGCCCUGGCCUGGAAGCUUGCCCAGUCCCCACAUGUCCAACAGGUCCUGGUUGCCCCGGGAAAUGCUGGCACAGCUGACUGUGGAAAGAUAUCCAACUCUGUGGUGUCUGUAAGCAAUCACUCCAUCCUGGCUCAGUACUGCAAGGAUCACAAUGUGGGGCUAGUCGUGGUGGGGCCAGAGGCACCCCUGGCUGCAGGGAUAGUGGAUGACCUGACUGCUGCGGGAAUUCCAUGUUUCGGACCAUCGGCCUGUGCUGCCCAGCUCGAAGCCAGUAAGAGCUUCUCCAAGAGCUUUAUGGAUCGGCACGGCAUCCCCACGGCCCGGUGGCAGUCCUUCACCGACCCACAGGAGGCCUGCAGCUUCAUCCAGGGGGCGGAUUUCCCUGUGCUGGUGGUGAAGGCAAGUGGCCUAGCAGCAGGGAAGGGGGUGAUUGUGGCCAGAGAUAAAGAAGAGGCCUGCCGAGCCGUGCAAGACAUCAUGAAGGCGUUCGGCUCGGCCGGGGAAACAGUGGUGGUGGAGGAACUCCUGGUGGGAGAGGAAGUAUCUUGUCUGUGCUUCAGUGAUGGCUCUACUGUGGCCCUGAUGCCCCCAGCACAGGACCACAAGCGGCUACUAGAUGGGGACCAGGGGCCAAACACAGGAGGCAUGGGGGCUUACUGUCCUACCCCACAGGUGUCAGAGGAGAUACUACAGCAGAUCAAAGAGACUGUCCUGCAGAAGACUGUGGAUGGGAUGAGGCAGGAGGGCACUCCAUAUGUGGGUGUGCUGUACGCUGGACUGAUGAUGACCAAUCAAGGACCAAAAGUUUUGGAGUUUAACUGUCGCUUUGGUGACCCUGAAUGUCAGGUCCUGAUGCCAUUGCUGCAGAGUGACCUUUAUGAGAUUCUCCAAGACACGCUGCAAGGCAAGCUGGCCUCCAGCUCCCCCUCCUGGCUGGACAAGAGUGCUGCGGUCACUGUAGUCAUGGCGAGCAGUGGCUAUCCAGGAGAUUACAAAAAAGGUGUUCAAAUCACAGGUCUCUCACAGGCUGAGGAGCAAGGGCUGCUUGUGUUCCAUGCGGGCACCACACUGAAGGAGGGAAAGGUGCUGACGAGUGGGGGGCGUGUCCUGGCAGUCACUGCUGUGCGUCCGAGCCUGGAGAGUGCCCUGCACAGUGCCAACCAGGGUGUUGCUGCCGUGGGCUUCCCUGGGGCUGUAUACCGCAAGGACAUUGGGCACCAGGCCAUUGCCUUCCUGGCUCACUCCAGGGGCCUGACUUACAGGGACAGUGGAGUGGAUAUCGCAGCGGGAAACAAGCUGGUAGAGAUGAUUAAACCCCUGGCUAAAGCCACCUCUCGUUCAGGGUGCAGUGCUGAGCUGGGAGGCUUUGCAGGACUGUUUGACCUUAAAGCUGCGGGAUUCAAAGACCCCAUUCUGGUGUCUGGGACUGACGGUGUAGGGACCAAGCUCAAGAUCGCCCAAGCAUGCAACCACCAUGACUCUCUGGGUCAGGACCUGGUGGCCAUGUGUGUGAAUGAUGUCCUGGCACAGGGGGCAGAGCCUCUCUUCUUCUUGGAUUAUUUUUCCUGUGGGCAUCUUGAUGUGGGGGUGGCCUCCUCUGUGAUUGGUGGAAUAGCGGAUGCAUGCCGCAUGGCUGGCUGUGCCUUGCUCGGGGGUGAGACCGCAGAGAUGCCUGGCAUUUAUGGCACUGGGGAGUAUGACUUGGCAGGGUUCUGUGUGGGAGCAGUGGAGCGGGACAGCCUCCUACCCAGGCUGGGGGACAUCGUGGUGGGGGACAUGCUCAUCGGGGUGGCCUCUUCUGGGGUGCACAGCAACGGAUUCAGCCUGGUGCGCAAGGUCCUGGAGAGGGCCAGCCUGCAGUACAGUUGCCCUGCUCCCUUUGGGAAACCUGGACAGACUGUGGGUGAGGUGCUUCUCACCCCCACAAAGAUCUACAGUCAGCUCCUUAAGCCAAUCCUGCGCAGCGGAGCUGUGAAGGCUUAUGCCCACAUCACUGGUGGUGGCCUUCUGGAGAACAUCCCCCGCGUGCUGCCUCUCAAGCUGGCUGCUGACCUGGAUGCCUCUUGCUGGAGCAUCCCGGCUGUGUUCUCCUGGCUGCAGCAUGAGGGGAAGCUCUCUGAAGAGGAGAUGGGGCGCACCUUUAACUGCGGGCUGGGUGCAGUCUUGGUGGUGGGCCGGCAGGACGCCCACUGGGUCCUGAAGCAGGUGCAGGCUGAAGAGGAGGCCUGGAUUGUGGGAUCACUUUCACACAAGCAGCCAGGGUCAGAGCCAGUGGUGAUCCGGAACCUGCAACACAGCCUGGAAAUGGGACAAAACCCCUCACCUGAUGCCUGUGAUCUACAGAAUGGAGCUGAGCAUGGGGAUAGCGUCCCUGGCAGGAGGACCAAGGUGGCUGUGCUCAUCUCUGGGACAGGUACAAACUUGAAGGCCCUGAUCGAGCAGGUGAAGAAGCCCUCCAGCUCAGCAGAAAUUGUGGUGGUCAUCUCCAACAGGCCAGGUGUCCUGGGGCUGAAGAGGGCAUCACUAGCCGGUAUUCAAACUCGGCGAAGGGCGAGAGCAGUCACUCCACCCGGCCUCGACCCCCAGUCUACGGGGUAUCAAACCUGCAGCUUGACCACAACGCCAAAGAGCCAGGCUUGUUGAUAUGGCAGUCAGAGCGCAUACUCAACUGUAGUGACAGCACUCUGUCACAGUCUCCCUCCUAUUUUAGAUCUCACAUGUCUUUCCUGCUUGUGUGUGUCAAAUAUUCUUCUGUCUAUAUCUGUAUCUGUGGGUUCAUCCUCUCAUUGUAGAGAGGACUGGAUUUCUCAGUGACAGGGCUUCUCAGGAUUUCUCAGGGCUGACAUGACUGCUCCACUUUUUUAUCUGUAAAACCUUUUUAUCUUUGGUUUGUUUAUCUGUAAUCUAAUCAUCAGCAAUGAGUGGCAGAACCAGGGAGUUGUUUGUAUGUAUGCAGUGGCACUCAUGGUUUCAUGUACAAUCUAAAUGUGCUGCUUUGGUCAGGUGGUGGAUCACAAGCUGUAUGGCAGUCGGUCGGAGUUCGACAGCACCAUGGACCGUGUGCUGGGGGAGUUCGGAGUCGAG